AUGAAAAUUAAGUUCUGUAAAGAUAAUCAUGUAAUUUUGAUUAUACUCGAUAAUAAGAAAAGCUCCACUGAGCCAAAGGAAGAAGAAGAAAUCAUUAGGCCACAAAUUAAAAAGGGCAAGCAAUUGAAAGCAGCAACUAUGAUUCAGGCCUGGUGGCGAGGCACAUUGGUUCGUCGGACACUGCUGCACGCAGCCCUCCGGGCUUGGAUUAUUCAAUGCUGGUGGAGGAUGACACUGGACAGGAUAAAGCAGAGGAAGAGAAGUGAAGCCCUGUUUGCCUAUGUGAAAAGAGAAAGGGCAGUUGUCAAGCUGCAGUCUCUGGUCCGUAUGUGGCGCAUCCGCUGGCGAUACUGUCAGGUGCUCAGUGCCAUCUAUACCAUCCAGUACCAUUGGCAAUGUCAAAACCCCCAGCCUCGUUCUUUCCUUCGGGGUCACUGUGUAGUUACCGCCACUCACUUGCAGUUUCACAUUGAGGUCAUCAACUCCUAA
This is a messenger RNA of Suncus etruscus (white-toothed pygmy shrew), 489 nucleotides long. RefSeq names its product IQ domain-containing protein F2-like. The record is from RefSeq and is a predicted model, not a curated record. The transcript is spliced from 3 exons. Bases 1 to 489 code for a protein of 162 amino acids. Lineage: Eukaryota; Metazoa; Chordata; Mammalia; Eulipotyphla; Soricidae. Gene Ontology annotation, molecular function: calmodulin binding.